AUGUUAUGGGAGUACUAUAACAACAAAGUCUUGUUCGUCACUGGCGGGACUGGAGUCAUAGGCACUGCAGUUCUAUACCGCCUCUUGACCCAAUCUACCCCAAAGCAGGUAUAUGUGCUGAGCCGUGGUGGUCACUCAAAAGCAAAGGCAAAAUGGUCCAGCAUGCUGCCAGGUCACGUCGCGAAAGUUCUCUACGAUAGCAAAUGUCUCACCGUCAUGGAUGGUGAACUUGGAGACACGGCAACAAUGGAUCUAUCAGAUAAAGACUUGCAAAUGUUGAAAAGAACUGUGCAUAUCAUCAUCCACAUCGGCGCGACGAUGGAGUUCACCCAUUCCCUCCGCGAGCUGUCAUACACUAUUCUCGCACCUACAGUAUGCUUGACCCAGUACGCACUGAAAUUCGCCAACCUGGAACGGUUCGUCUUUCUCUCAACAGCAUAUGUCAAUGCCCAUCUGUGGAACACCAGCAAAUCCUCAGACGUCCCAGUCGAAGAACGGAUAUACCCCCUGGAAAACGAAGACGAAGAUCCUCCCUACACAACAGCUCCAGAGAUAUGGAGAUGCGUCCAGAAAACAGGUACAUCAGACGAGUACGACGCCCAUGACUUCCCGUGGCCAUACGCCUACGCCAAACACCUCGCCGAACGUCUAGUUCUAGAAAAAGCAGCCCAGAAAAACGCCCUCGACAAGAUCCUCAUCAUUCGCCCUUCCGUCGUCGGUCCAGCCGAUCAGCUCCCCUACCCGGGCUUCACAACCUCCCACAUAACACCCGCGACUGCUUGUGCAGCUGCAUACGCACUACACCCCGGACGAAAGAUCCAUCUUUCCACCCGCUGCGAAAAUCCCGAUCAAGAGGUAACCAUCGACGAAGUCCCGGUGGAUGUCGUCGCGGACCGACUUCUCGUACAUGUAGCUCUUGGCUCGAGCGGAUGCGUCCAUGCCGUGAGUGGAGAGAAGGGUAGACUACGGAUGGAAGAUUGGUGGCAUGCUUUCAAGACUGAGCGUCGACUUCCUUGGCAGGUGAAAGCUAUUUGGAAUGCGGGGGAUUGGCAUUCUGCGAAUCUGCAUCAUAUUGCUCGGGAUUUCAAAAUUAUUGGGACUUCGUUUGCGUUUUUGGAUGGGAAGACUGAUGCGUUGGUUGAAGGGAUUAGUGCGGAGGAGAUGGGGAUGCUUAUCCUUUAUGCGGAUCGGUCGAAGCCGUAUCAUCAGACUAUGAUUCAUCGGCGGCAUCAUAUUCAUAGUGCGGCGAGGGUGUUGGCGAAGAAGACUUUGUGGCCGGCGUGCGCGGUGCGGUUGCUUUGUCGAAAGGGGACUUCGCCGGUUAUGAUGAAACAACUGAAUGAGAAGGAAAGCAAUUUAUAG
This is a messenger RNA of Penicillium odoratum, 1362 nucleotides long. RefSeq lists its product as uncharacterized. The record is from RefSeq and is a predicted model, not a curated record. The transcript has 2 exons. NCBI's taxonomy places the organism in Eukaryota, Fungi, Ascomycota, Eurotiomycetes, Eurotiales, Aspergillaceae. Gene Ontology annotation, molecular function: alcohol-forming very long-chain fatty acyl-CoA reductase (NADP+) activity. Gene Ontology annotation, cellular component: peroxisome. Bases 1 to 1362 code for a protein of 453 amino acids. Gene Ontology annotation, biological process: long-chain fatty-acyl-CoA metabolic process.